Pararge aegeria (speckled wood butterfly) is the source of this 348-nucleotide messenger RNA. RefSeq lists its product as uncharacterized. The record is from RefSeq and is a predicted model, not a curated record. NCBI's taxonomy places the organism in Eukaryota, Metazoa, Arthropoda, Insecta, Lepidoptera, Nymphalidae. The coding region runs from base 1 to 348 and encodes 115 amino acids. The transcript is spliced from 2 exons.
AUGGAGGGUGUCAUAUGGCAUGGUUGUUUCGGGGAGUACUUGUGUCGGAUUGGUCGUGAGGCGACACCAAAAUGCCACCAUUGCGGAGGAGACCGGGACACCGCGCAGCAUACACUCGAAGAGUGCCCGGCCUGGGACCAGGAGCGCCAUCUACUGAUCAGCCACGUUGGAAGAGAUCUUUCUCCUGCAGCAGUGAUAGCAGCAAUGCUCGCGGAGGAUAGAGCGGCGAAGGCGGUAGUCUCCUUCUGCGAAACUGUACUAGUCAAGAAGGAGGCUGCUGAGCGAGAUCGAGAGCGAGCCAAUCCUGCUCGUAGAAGACAGCGCCCUACAGGUAAUCGGGAAUCAUAA